Messenger RNA from Huiozyma naganishii CBS 8797, 2649 nucleotides. RefSeq names its product serine/threonine protein kinase YAK1 (gene YAK1). NCBI's taxonomy places the organism in Eukaryota, Fungi, Ascomycota, Saccharomycetes, Saccharomycetales, Saccharomycetaceae. Gene Ontology annotation, biological process: peptidyl-serine phosphorylation; peptidyl-threonine phosphorylation. The record is from RefSeq and is a predicted model, not a curated record. Bases 1 to 2649 code for a protein of 882 amino acids. Gene Ontology annotation, cellular component: nucleus; cytoplasm. The transcript has a single exon. Gene Ontology annotation, molecular function: ATP binding; protein serine/threonine kinase activity; protein tyrosine kinase activity.
AUGCACCAAAACAGUUCUCAAAUGACUAAUAAUAACGGUAAUAGCAUUUGGAACCCAAACUUCUUUCAGAAUGAUGAAGGGCAACAGCAACAGCAGCAGGAACAACAACAACAACAACAACAACAACAAAAACAGGAAGUGAAAUUUGCGUUCAAUAAUCCUUGGGAUAGCAACGGGGGAAAUCAAAAUGAUUACUCAACGGGUCAAGUUGCUGGAGAUGCUGCUGGGAACACUGGGCACGUACUGUAUUCGCCAAACCACGAAAUGAUAAUGGAGACGCCGAAUGAGGAUUUCGAAAACUUCAAAAGAAGGAAGUCCAGCCUCGUAAUACCGCCAACAAGAGCAGGUGCGCCGAACCCGUUCCAGUACGAAAAUUACCCAACGUAUAACUCGAUGGGUCAAAACACCAGUAGCAUCAACAGUAAUGGUGACUAUGGUCCCGGUGGUGCUAGCAGCAGUGCUGGGCCUGGCACCGCUCUCUCGGGGUUUAAUCCAUCAAUGGGGUCGUCACAACAACAGAGACAGUCUCUGUUCAAUAAGCAGCAGCAGCAACAACAGCAUCUGAAUACAAGAUUUGUGCCCAACUUGUACAAUCAGCAGAACGGGUUUCAAAGGAGGCAAAGUAUGGCUGCAACUGCAUUCACUACCCCUCAGUACACAACGGCACCAAGCACCGCUGGUAAUACAACUUCGAAUUUUGGGAAUAAUGCAGGUACUGUUGGGCCAAACGGGCAUUUCAGCACUAAUAUGGCCAACUCAUCUUCCGCUGGCAAGUUACAAAAUGUGCAAUCAGGGAUGAACCCAAACUUUAUGGGGAUGUCCUCAGUGUCACCUUAUAGAAGACUGAGUGCAUUCCCAACCAGUAGUGGAGGUAUGACUUCUGCUACUCCAACCACCUCUACUCCGUUCCCACAACAGUUCGCACCAUUGAGAGAGGAGAAACCUACUAUCCCACAGAUGUCAAGUUGCAAGAGUAAAUCGGAAUUAUCCCCAACGGUGAACAAAACGCCAAAAUAUAGAAGGGCUUCCGUCCACUCGCAGACAAUCUCUCCCCUAAACGCAAUGACCAAGAAUCUAAUAACCACAUACCAACUGUGCUCCCCUGAUUUCAUUUACAAGACUUCGAAGAACCCAAAGAGAGUACUGACGAAACCAAGCGAGGGGAAAUGCAAUAAUGGGUACGAUAAUGUCAACAGUGAUUACAUCCUGUACGUUAACGACGUGCUUGGUGUCGAACAGAACAGGAAGUAUCUCGUGUUGGAUAUCUUGGGGCAGGGGACAUUUGGUCAAGUGGUCAAGUGCCAGAACUUGCAAACGAAGGAAAUUCUGGCUGUGAAAGUCAUCAAAUCCCGCUCAGAGUACUUAAACCAGAGUAUCACAGAGGCGAAGAUCCUAGAGUUGAUAAACACAAAGAUUGACCCAAACAAUGUGCACCACUUCCUUCGCAUGCACGACUCCUUCGUCCAUAAAAACCAUCUGUGUCUCGUGUUCGAGUUGCUCAGCAACAACCUCUACGAAUUACUGAAACAGAAUCAAUACCACGGCCUGUCGAUGCAACUGAUCAAGAUAUUCACCAAGCAGAUGCUGGAUUCGCUGUGUGUGCUAAAGGACAGUAAACUCAUUCAUUGUGACUUGAAACCGGAAAACAUCCUGUUGUGUUCACCUGAUAAACCGGACAUCAAAAUUAUCGAUUUCGGGUCGUCUUGCGAAGAGGCAAGAACCGUGUACACGUACAUUCAGUCGAGAUUUUACAGGGCCCCCGAGAUCAUCCUAGGGAUCCCUUACUCCUCGAGCAUCGACAUGUGGUCCCUCGGUUGUAUCGUCGCGGAGCUGUUUUUGGGGAUUCCAAUAUUCCCAGGUUCGUCCGAGUUCAAUCAAAUAACCAGAAUUGUUAACACCGUGCAACAGCCGCCCAAUUGGAUGCUUGAUAUGGGUAAAAACACCUCCAAGUUCAUGCACAAAUUGGAACCCUGGGAGAACAGAUCCGAGUUGGGGAGUAAAUACAGGUUGAAAACACUGGACGAAUUCAACAGAGAUUUCAAGGACGCUAACGAAAAACCGGGGAAGCAAUACUUCAAAUGGGAGAAAUUGCAAGAUAUAAUCAAAAAUUACAGAAUCCCCAAGAACAUUCAACACUCGCAAGAACUUAUUGAUCAAGAAAUGGCCAAUAGGGCAUGCCUGCUUCAUUUUCUAACGGGGAUCCUAAACCUUAACCCACUGGAAAGAUGGGCUCCUCAACAGGCCGCCCAACAUCCGUUCAUUACCAAUCAGCCAUUCACAGGCGAGUGGUACCCACCGGGAACGUUGCAAUCCAUCCAAAAUACGAACACGGGAUCAUCGGCCCAUGGCCACAGUGAACGUUCCGACGAUGGCACUGGUGUGAACCCUGCGGGGCAUGUCAACGGCACAAACUCCAAUUUCACAAGCAAUAAUAGCAAUAACCUGCAUCAUCACAGCGCGAACAACGACAACUCUAACAAAAUUAAUGAUACCACGCCUAAUGAAAACUAUAACAAUAAUAAUACUAAUAAUAAUAAUAAAAUGGCAGCCCACAAUCAUCAUAAUAACUUAAUUACUAAUCACUACAUUCCGUCUCCACCUGGGGGGACUACCAAGAAAUUCACGAACUUGACGAUAAGGGAGGAGUAA